Molecule: messenger RNA, 2551 nt
Organism: Xyrichtys novacula (pearly razorfish)
Lineage: Eukaryota; Metazoa; Chordata; Actinopteri; Labriformes; Labridae
Source: the annotation of a GenBank genome assembly
AGGCACAUCUCACUCAAGCAGAGACAGAUGUACAUGAAGGAGAUUGAGAUUUACCCUCAUGGCUGUUACAGAAAUCUUUACAACUCUUGAGGUAAGACGCAAUAAAAAUAUGAGGUGAAUUCUCAUAUUUCUCAUUUAUUUUUAAGAUGUUUUACAAAAGGUUUUUCUAGAAAUGUCUUUCGUCGUGUUUGCGAUCAACUUUUUGGUCCAAAUUUGAUUUUAGAUAUUUAAGUGUUGGAUGUCUGUAUGUUUUUUUUUUUUUCUGAGAUCAGAUGUGCAGCAGCUUCAGUUUGACUUUGAUUUAAUUUGUAUUUAAAUGUCAAUUAAAGAAUGAUUUCCUGUGGGUUUAAUCUGCCCUUUAAGACCGUGUGGCAUAAAUAUUUCACAUUUUUAAACCUCAGCAGCUGCAGCUAAUUGAGGGGUAGAGUUCUUAAUUUAACAGUCAGAACUUAAAAUUAAGAUGAAGAUUUUUUUAAUGCACGAAUUAUGAAAAACACCUCAGAAAUAAACUAUUUCAUGCUCAGUCUGCCGUGAAAAUGCACAAAACCAGAUGUGGUUUAUGCCAAUGUGUGUCUAUCGCCUCUUCCUGCAAACUCACCAGGGAGUAAAGAGACACCUUCACUGCUCGACACACUUCAUUUGUUUACCAUGAGAGGAAAUGAUUGUGGGUCAUAUAAAUAUCAGUCAGAUCUGCCUUUUUUUAAUAGGUAAAUCCUCCAAAAUCUGUUGUUUUUAUUAUUGUUGUUAGCUUUUUGGUGUCACUAUAAAAAAACAAUUAAAUUUAAUGACUGUUUUUGUGUAACAUCUUUAAAAGUAGGUUCUUUGACAUUAAAACACAACAACAAAAACAUCAUGUUGGUUAAUCUGGUGCUCAGUCACACCCAUGAUUCAGAGUGAACUGCAUGAAUGCAGUGACUCCUUCAGGAAAUGAGUUUUGAAUUGAUUUCUGUUGACAAGGCAGUAAUAUUUAAACAGGUACAUUUAAGUAAAGCUAAGCAUUUAUAUAAAAACAUUUUUAACCCCAAAGGGAGAAGUGAAAAAUAUCUGGCUGAGCAGUUUUUUCUAGCUUGACAAUUUGCAUCUCGAGACUCCAGUGAACCACGACCAAGUGGAAGUUACUUUAAAGCCCUGAAAGCUCAUUUUCUGGUUUCCUUUUUCAUCAGAUGAUUUGACUGAGACUCGGGGUGUUUUCCACACUCACCUUGAUGCAUGGUAACUGAAAUUUUGUCUUCCUGAUUUUCACAGCUGCCUGACACCAACGAGACAGACUACAUCUACAAUGACACGGGCUAUAUCUACGAUAUUGGGACGGACUACCUGUGUGAUGACGAGGUGAAGGGUCUGCAGACGUUCUACGUCGUGAUCCAGCCCAUGCUCUACUGCCUGAUCUUCCUGCUGGGUGUGAUCGGGAACGGCCUGAUGAUAACGGUCCUCCUGGGUCGUUGGCGUCACCUGCGGAUCACAGAGGUCUACCUGCUGCACCUGGCCUUGACCGACCUCAUGCUCCUUUUUACGCUUCCUUUCAGUGUGGUGGAAAGUGUUGCUGGGUGGCUGUUUGGGGGGUUUCUUUGCAAGAUGGUUGGUGUGCUGAAAAAUCUCAACCUCCUCUGCGGGAGUUUCCUCCUCGCCUGCAUCGGCUUUGAUCGGUAUUUGGCCAUCGUCCGCGCUAUCCCGAGUUUGCAGAGCAGACGUUUGGAGACGGUGCACCUCGCCUGCUUCAUACUGUGGUUGUUCUGUUUGGCCUUUACCAUACCUCAUGCUGUGUUUCUCUCUGUGAAAGCCGACCCGAGAAACUCCUCCCGCCUCUCCUGUCUUUACUAUGAGUUUGGUAUUCACGCGCACAACUGGGUUUUGACCAGCAGAGUCCUGGAUCAUGUGUGUUUUUUCCUGCCUCUGGCUGCCAUGAGCUACUGUUACACAGCAGUUGUUGUGACUUUGUUUAAAAGUCAGAGAAGCAAAGCAAAGCAAGGUGCGAUUCGUCUGGCUUUACUCAUCACUCUGGUCUUCUGCUUCUGUUGGCUGCCGUAUAACAUCACCCUGCUGGUCAAGACCCUGGUGGACAUGCAGGUUUUCUCCUACAGUAGUUGUGCGUUGUUUGUCUCACUGCAGCCCGUCCUGGAUGUGACCCAGAGCCUGGGUUUCUCCCACUGCUGUCUGAAUCCUUUCUUAUACGCUUUUGUAGGCGUGCGCUUUCGCAAUGAGCUGCUGAAGCUCCUGAGUAAAAUGGGCUGUGGUCGAGUUUGUCAGCCUUUCAUCCGAGGACAGGGUUACAGCAGACCGUCAGUUUCUGAGGGAACAACAUCCAUCAGCACCACGCAUGCCACUAUUUAACCUGAAUACAAUGUGAGCUGUAAUUAAAAUGCUUUUUUUAAGAGAGUUUCUCUUGCAAUAAGGAAAAUGUUGUUACUGAAUCUGUUUUUUUUCUCUGUCUGUGUAUAAAAAUGUCUUCUCCCUCACAUAAGAACAAAAGAAACUGUUGUUUUAAAGUGUUUUUGCUUGUAUUUAAGCUUUGCUUAUUAAAUGUAAUAAAGAACUGUGUGUGUAUAGAGCA